AUGCAGUCGAAGAAACUACUCCAUUUGGCGCUGAUCAGCACUUGUGCGGCCCAAUCCCUGACCGAGGCUCUGAACGGACAGAAUGAUACCCUAUCUGUGUUGAAUGGUCUUCUGGCGCAGUAUCCCGAUCUCGUCAACACACUCAACAGCGCAUCCAACAUCACUGUACUAGCACCCAACAACGAUGCCUUGAACAAUAUUCUGCGCGAUGUCGACGCGGCCGACUCCCUCGCUGAUUCCGGCACCGUGACUGCCUUGCUACAAUAUCACGUUCUCACGGGCACCUACUUCGCAUCCAACUUCACAGAUGACGCGAAGUUUAUCCCUACCCUCCUCACUAACGAAACGUUUACGAAUGUCACUGGCGGUCAAAGAGUCGAGGCCCAAGCGGAUGGUGACUCCGUCAACAUCUACAGUGCUCUGAAACAGAAAGUGACCGUCGUCCAGCCAAAUGUCAACUUCACUGGUGGCACCAUUCAUAUCAUUGAUGGUGUCCUCAGCAUCCCCCAAAAUGACACGGCCACCUUGACGGCAGCGAACCUGACCGCUCUUGCCGGUGCCGUCCAGACUUCUAAUCUGGACAAUACCCUCGCCACUCGCCACGACGUCACCAUCUUCGCUCCCAACAAUGACGCUUUUAACGCCAUUGGGAGCGUGGUCGGCAGCUUGUCCAAUGAAGACUUGGCCAAUGUUUUGGGUUACCAUAUUGUUGAAGGGCAGGUAUUAUACAGUACCUUGAUUAACGGCAAUAACUCCCUUCGUGCUACCAAUGGGGACGAGUUGAAGGUUACAGUCAAUGAUGGUAACGUGUACGUCAACGCGGCCAAGGUCACCCUACCUGAUGUGCUGGUUAGCAACGGUGUGGCUCAUGUCAUUAACCAGGUGUUGAAUCCAAGCAAUAAUACUGUUACUCCUGAUCCUACCGCGACAACUGCCCCUCCUGCGUUCAGCGGCGGUGCUACACAUGCUGCAGCCGCUGCGCCUUUGGCGACUGGCGCUGUUGGUGCUGUUGCUCUAUUUGGUGGUGCUGCUUUGCUUGUCAACAUCUGA
This is a messenger RNA of Pseudomassariella vexata, 1050 nucleotides long. Its product is annotated as FAS1 domain-containing protein. The transcript has 5 exons. Gene Ontology annotation, cellular component: fungal-type vacuole membrane. The record is from RefSeq and is a predicted model, not a curated record. Gene Ontology annotation, biological process: macroautophagy. NCBI's taxonomy places the organism in Eukaryota, Fungi, Ascomycota, Sordariomycetes, Amphisphaeriales, Pseudomassariaceae. Bases 1 to 1050 code for a protein of 349 amino acids.